Fraxinus pennsylvanica is the source of this 789-nucleotide messenger RNA. The record is from the annotation of a GenBank genome assembly. Lineage: Eukaryota; Viridiplantae; Streptophyta; Magnoliopsida; Lamiales; Oleaceae.
AUGUUUCUUGAGGCAAUUUCAGCUGUUUCGGGUUCGGGUUUAGGAACCCUUUCGAAUUCGAAUACCAUUUUGAGCCCAUCAUCUUCUAAUUUGAAUUCUUCAUCUGUAUUGAAUCUUGUUUUGCCAAAAAAGCGUGAAAAUGGGUUCGCAGUUUAUGCUGAAAAGGCUAGUGUGCCACUCACAGGUGUGGUUUUUCAGCCAUUUGAAGAGGUUAAGAAAGAUGAUCUUAUGGUCCCAAUAGCUCCUCAGCUUUCACUUGCCCGCCAGAGGUUUUCCGAAGAGUGUGAGGCUGCAAUUAAUGAGCAAAUCAAUGUGGAGUAUAAUGUGUCGUAUGUGUAUCACUCAAUCUACGCAUACUUUGACAGGGACAAUGUCGCUCUUAAGGGCCUUGCCAAAUUCUUUAAGGAGUCCAGUGAAGAAGAAAGAGAACACGCCGAGAAACUAAUGCAAUACCAGAACAUACGAGGAGGAAGGGUGAAAUUACAUACCAUAAUAAUGCCCCCUGCAGAGUUUGAUCAUAUUGAGAAGGGCGAUGCACUAUAUGCAAUGGAACUUGCUUUGUCCUUGGAGAAGUUAACUAACGAGAAACUUCUGAACCUACACAGUGUGGCUGAUCGAAACAAUGAUCCCCAGAUGGCAGAUUUUAUAGAGAGUGAAUUUUUGGAAGAGCAGGUUGAAGCUAUUAAGAAAAUUGCAGAAUACAUCACUCAAUUAAGGAUGGUUGGGAAAGGACACGGAGUAUGGCACUUCGACCAGAAGCUCCUCCACAAUGGCAACGGUGCAGUAUGA